Molecule: messenger RNA, 552 nt
Organism: Aaosphaeria arxii CBS 175.79
Lineage: Eukaryota; Fungi; Ascomycota; Dothideomycetes; Pleosporales
Product: ribosomal protein S30
Exons: 3
Coding region: 19-207 (62 amino acids)
Biological process (GO): translation
Cellular component (GO): cytosolic small ribosomal subunit; ribosome
Molecular function (GO): structural constituent of ribosome
Source: RefSeq, a predicted model, not a curated record
CAAUUGCAUACGACAACUAUGGGAAAAGUUCACGGAAGUCUCGCUCGCGCGGGAAAAGUCAAGUCCCAAACGCCCAAGGUUGAACCCCAGGAGAAAUCCAAGACUCCUAAGGGACGCGCCCACAAGAGGGAUAUCUACACGCGCCGCUUCGUGAAUGUCACUGUGACAGGCGGGAAGCGCAAGAUGAACCCCAACCCAUCGUCCUAGAUCCUAGACACCUCCAACCGAUUCCCUCUUGUCUCCCGAGGCAAACCGAACAUCAAUAUAGAGCCCUAUAUAUAUUCGCAAGGGAGCCUAGAGCAUGGUCAGAGAAGGCAAGAGUGUUCUUCAAUGGAACCUCAUAGGAAUGGAGAGUAGCUUCAAGAGCAUAUAUCCAACUAAGGCUGCGACCCCGUGUCUCAACAACAUCCACACUCGUACAUGACUGUUUAGUUGUUUCGUGUUGCUGCAUCGUGUAUAUCGCAGUUCGCCUGCAUUAGCCUACAUAGCAUCGUCCACUAAUGUAUUCCGUAACCAUGAUUAAGACCAAUCAGGAUACAAGUCCAUUGCCUU